Messenger RNA from Macrosteles quadrilineatus (aster leafhopper), 6156 nucleotides. RefSeq names its product hornerin-like. The record is from RefSeq and is a predicted model, not a curated record. The transcript has 2 exons. Lineage: Eukaryota; Metazoa; Arthropoda; Insecta; Hemiptera; Cicadellidae. The coding region runs from base 1 to 6156 and encodes 2051 amino acids.
AUGCAUCUGCACCCUCAGCUCAUCAUUUUCAUUUUGCUGAGCGUCAUAGUCACAGUACACUCUAAAGUGAGACCUUGUGAUGCUGAAGGAAAGGACCUCCACAUCCUGUCAGAAGCCAGGACCUUGAGUCGCUUGGGAAACCGUCCAGGGCAACCAAUCAGGGGAGUCGCAAGUGGAAGCAUAGGGCAACUCCACGGCACAGGAGGAUCUUCGAACGGUGGAUCCGGCAUAAUCCAUGGAGGUAGUGGCUUUAGCAAUAAUCAGUUUUUAGAUCAAUCAAAAAGUAAUCUGUUGACACAAAGAUUUAGUAAUCUAGCUCACAAACAUGGGAUUGGUAUAAAAGGCGGUGCUAAUGGAAACAUUAAUCAGUCUCAAUUAAAUGGAGGAACUGUAAGUGCAUUAGCUGGGUCUCCAGCAAUUUUGAAUCAAGGAACCUUUGGAAGUGGAUUAGCAAGCUCUCAAGUUACGGGAUCAGGAGUUUUCGGCCACAAGCACAAGCCUCACAGUGUUCCAGGGAGUGCAAUAGGAGGAAACUUACACCAUUCUCAUCAUCUUCAUCAUCAUGGAAUUAUUGGGAGUCAAAUUUCUGGAGGUGGAGGAACUCUUGGUCACCACCACUUGAGUCAAGGAUUUAAUUCUUUGAACGCAGGAUCAGGAGGUGUUUCAGGACUCGGUCAAAUUGGAGGUCACCUUGGUGGCUUAGGAUUGUUUCAGGGGAGUGCUGUUGGUGGUGGAGCAGGAGGUACCAUGGGUCAUUUUGGUCUCGGAAAUAAUAGGCCACAUCUUGGGCUGAUAAACAGCAACACAAAUCAACCAAGCGUAUCGAACAACUUGAUGAACGUUGGGCCACAAUCGACUCUCAGACCUACUCAGGGCCAAGGUUUGUUGUCAUUUAUUUAUAACCGACCUGGACUAGGGGGUGGAAUAUUGAAUGGGAAUGGGCAAAGUUCAGGAGGUAUUUUUGGCCAAGGUUUGGGUCUGAUCCAUAAUAAUAAUGGUGUUAACCCAGAAGAUGGCGGAGCUGUUAAUCAGUACGGGGUCGGAACUAACUCUGGACAAACAGGCCAUCAAGGAGGUUUGGGUCUUAUACAUAACAUUCAUGGUAUAGGACCUGGAGUUGGCGGAGUUCAUCAGUAUGGAAGUGGGACUAGCUCAGGGCAAGCAGGCCAUCAAGUAGUACAUAUAGGCUCACCUGGUGGCUCAAACUACCAGGGCGGAGGUGGAGUUGGUGCUGGACAUGUUACAAAUCAUUUACACCAAGGAGGGAUAACUUCUCAAGGACAAUCAUCAGCAUUUAAUGGUGGUGGAGGAGUAUUCUACGGACAUCAACGUCCUCAAGGUGUCGUGUAUCAAGUUCACUGGAGCCAGCCUGGAGGAUAUGGUGGUACAGGAGCUGUGAAUUCUGGCAACUCUUAUUACCAAACCCAUCAAGGUACAGCAAAUGGUGUCAGUGGUAAUCAAAACUUAAAUGGCAACCAAGGUGGUCAAAUUCAAAUUACAAAUGGCUAUAAUCAACUUGGCCAGACAAGUCAGAUUCAAGGUUCUUUUAUAAAUGGUGGUGCCAACCAACAAGGGACAUUGACCAGUCAUUUAGGUAACUCUUUCCAAACUCAGGGGCACCAGCUAAGCAGCGGUGCAAACACACAACACACAGGAAAUACAGGUUCAACUGGAAGCUUCUCUGGUUCCAGUGCUAACUCUCAUGGAAUUUCAGGGCAAGGAUAUGGUAGUUUUGGGGGACAAAAUAUUGGAACAAGCAAUGGCAUUCCAACUAGUUCUAAUUCUAAUACUGUUGCAGCUACACAUGCACAAGGAUCAAAUGGCCAAGUUGUCAGUAUUGGUAGUGGUUCUGCUUCAGGUAUUUCCACAGGAUCUUCUCAAAGUCAAGGUUCCAGUGGACAAUCGCAAAGUACACAUAGUGGGUUGUACUCUGGGACAAACCUUGGACAGGUCAGUAGUGUGGGAAGUGGAUACUACUCUGGAUCAUCAGGCUCAGUCAAUUCUUACGGUUCAGGAAUAACUGCUCAGGUGGUAGGGGGUGGUGGACAGUACCUUGCCACAAGCGGGGGUUAUGGAGGAAACAACUUAAAUGGAGUUCAAAGUUCAAGUUCAAAUUUGGGUCAAGGAUCUAGUUUUGGAAGUGCUUCAGGGAGCACUGCAGGAGGUGUAUCACAUUCUACACAGAGUGGACUGCACUCCUCUGGUGUACAAAAUGGACAGUUUACCACUAUGGGAAAUGGAUACUAUUCAGGAUCAUCAGGCAACUCUGUCGGAUCACACGGUUCAGGAACAACUCAGACACAGGGAGGGGGGCAGUAUUUUGUUGUGAACGGAGUUCAUGGUCAAACAGGGAAUUCAAAUUCCCUUUCUCAAGCUUCAAGUUCGAAUAUGCAGAAUCUAGGAAACAGUGGGAGUCAAUAUAGUAGUGCAGGUUCAAGUAUCGGUACUCAACAAAGUCAAGGAAGUAGUGGCCAACAGUAUGGUGGAUAUCAAACAGGAACGAAUGCAGGUUUGGCAGGAAGCCAAUUCCAAAAUAGUGGAACAUCACCAAUUCAAGGCGGAGCUGGUGUUGGGCAGACAUCAAGUAUCGUCGGCGGCUACUUCACAGGAUCGAAUUCUGACUCAAGCUUUGCAACAAGUUCAGCCUCACAAACGCAAGGAAGUAGUAAUCACUUGUCCAGUGUUACAAAUCAAAAUAUUAUUUCAUCAAACGCAGGAGCCUCUGGGAACACAUUGUAUGGAUUAAGCUCACAAAAUAAAUCUGAAGUUUCCAAUACAGCAGCAUCAAGUGUCAAUACAGCAGGAGGGGGAUCACACUCUUCAACAAACAACUACGGUGGGACUUUCUUGGUUGCCUCACAUGGACAUUCAACAAACACACAACCUGCUUGGCCCCAGAGGAAGCCUGUUAACCAGCCUGGGGUAUUCUUUGAAGGAAAUUUAGGUGUUAUUGACUCUCAAGAUAACAAGAAACAAAACAGCGGCAUUCAGAAUUCUAUGUUUGCUGAUGAGUACGUCGAAUCCGAUUCAGAUGGACAAAGUGCUGAAACAGGAUCAGGAACAGGAGUUUCUGGUGGCAGUGGUUCGUUUGUUGCCAGUGGAAACUUAUCAGGCAACAAAGUAUCACAUGCUGGGGGAUCAUUCAGUUCAAGCUCCUCUAUUGCAGGAAAUCAGCAAGAACAAAACUCUGCUGGUAUUGACAGCGGAAUCUACCACAUUGGUGCUACAGGAGGAUUAGGAGGUGGCGGACAAUAUGCCAGUUCAAGUGGGGACACUUCAAAAUUACAGAAUUCUCAAUCACAAGGAGUUCAGGCAGGUCACACUAGCACAAACUCUCAAUAUCAAGGAACUGCUUCAAGCAAUUUAGGUGAUAAUGGAGGGGGUUCAGGAAUUAGCGGACAAUAUACCAGUCCGGUUGGGAGCACUUCACACUUGCAGAGCUCACAAUCACAUGGAACCCAGGUUGGUCAAACUAGCCCAAGCUCUGAAUAUCAAGGAACUGCUUUAAGCAAUUUUGGUACCACAGGUGGAUCAGGAAUUAGUGGACAGUAUGCAGGAGCUCAGGCAGGUCACACUAGCCCAAACUCUCAAGGAACUACAAGCAACUUUGGUAAUGGAGGAGGUUCAGUAAUUAAUGGACAACUAUCCAGUUCAGGUGAGAGCUCUGGAUAUCAAGGAACUACAAGCAACUUUGGUAAUGGAGGAGGUUCAGGAAUUAAUGGACAACUAUCCAGUUCAGGUGAGAGCUCUGGAUAUCAAGGAACUACAAGCAACUUUGGUAAUGGAGGAGGUUCAGGAAUUAAUGGACAACUAUCCAGUUCAGGUGAGAGCUCUGGAUAUCAAGGAACUACAAGCAACUUUGGUAAUGGAGGAGGUUCAGGAAUUAAUGGACAACUAUCCAGUUCAGGUGAGAGCUCUGGAUAUCAAGGAACUACAAGCAACUUUGGUAAUGGAGGAGGUUCAGGAAUUAAUGGACAACUAUCCAGUUCAGGUGAUAGCUCUGGAUAUCAAGGAACUACAAGCAACUUUGGUAAUGGAGGAGGUUCAGGAAUUAAUGGACAACUAUCCGGUUCAGGUGAGAGCUCUGGAUAUCAAGGAACGUCUGUGGGAAGUAUACAAUCCCCAAAUCACAAUAAUGGGUUGACGCUAACAACAUCAUCCAUGUCACAUAAGCCCCAGUCAUCCAGUUUCAGCCAAGGGAGUUCAGUCUUUAGCUCUUCAAACUCUGGAGUUACUAAUCAUUAUGAGGGAUCUAUAAACGGCACAGGUGGUGAAAAUCACUCCAGCAGUUUAGGAAUUAAUGGCAAUUCUAACUCAGAAAAUGGUGCAGCAAUUGAAACCGAGUUUUCAUCCUCAAACUUGGCUGGAGCUUCAAGUUCAACCGCUGAGGAUAUUUCCUCAUCUUCUGAAAUAGGAAAUAAUGGAGUGGAUAAUUUGGAUUCACAAAGUAGUGUUUCACAGUCUAUUGAUACAACUAACUCAAAUCAUCAAGUAGCUGGAUCCACUACAGAUUCAACCUCAACAGGAUCGAAUAUCCAACCUUCCCAAAGCACAAGUAGUACUUCAUCAACACAGGUGUUACUUGGAAGUAAUCUAGACCAAAACAAAGAAAAUUCUGGAAAUUACAAUCUCAAUGUGAACAAUGGAGCAUAUGGAGGUAGUUCUGUUAGCAAUAACCAAGCUUAUAAACCAUCCAGUCAACAUUCUACGGCAUUAUUGGGUAGUAGCAAUACACAGCUUGGUACACAAGAAAAUUAUUCUUCAAUGCACCAGGGAAACCAGGGAUCUUCAAACACAAAUGAAAUUCAUAUUGCUAACAAUGGAGGUGAAUCCUCCCAGCUCUCAGGACCCCAAUCAGGUAACUCUCAAUACGCUGGAGCUGAUACAUCAGGAUCUGGUGUUUAUGGCAAUAACGGCAACAUAGGUUUGAAUAACAAUAAUCCUAAUUCUGUACAUUCAUCAGAAACAAGUAACGGACAAGCGUUUGGAUCACAUGGCACAUUAUCCUCCAGCCAGCAAUCUGGAUCAGCACAGUUUGGCUCAGGAUCAUCUUUGUCUCAGAAUAAUCAAGGAGCCCAAAAUUUAGAAGGUACUGUAGGAAUAAGUAACCAAGGUCAAUCUAGCGGAAUGAAUAACCUUGAACAAUCUUACACUUUGAAACCAACACAAGGGGGAAGUUCGAAUGUUGAAGGUACUUACGUCCACAAUGGACAACAAUCUGGAGGAAACUUACAAGUCGUAAAACAGCCUGUUGCUUCAUCAGGCAUGCUUUCCUCUCAUGGCCAAGGCCAAUUAAGCGGUAGUAGUUCGACUAACAUAGAUUCACACACGAUGAAACACCAAGAAGGCUAUGGGUCAGCAGGUUUUAUGGCUGGAUCAGGGAGUAACACUCACAAUGAAGCCUCUCUUAGUGGAAAUUCGGGAAGCACAAUUCAUACCCAAGCUCAACUUCAAUCAGGGGCUGGAGCUUCCCUCUACAAACAAAGUCAAGGAUCCCUCCAAUUCUCUCAAUACGUGAACCCGCAGUAUACUCAGAGAUACGUUAUCAUUCCUGGAAUGGUCCCUUUCAAUAUGGGUCAUUCGACUCUUAGUGUUGACAAAAAUGGCCAACAGACAAAGUACACAGUAGUACAUACUGAAGAUGGUUCUUAUUUCAUCAAUAAUCCCCUGGAGACAGGCCAAGCAAUGGAACACCAAGGGAGUGGAGCAUUCCAAAGCUAUUACAUUGACCCUACUACUGGUGCUUCAUAUUUAGGUUAUGUUGAUAAUCACCCUGUUUCUCUGUCGGGUGACAUUCAACAGGUGGAUUUGACUGGAGACAUAUCUGGACAUUUGGGAAAGCAAGGGAAUUUCCAAGGACUGUUGAGUAUUCCGAGUAGAAUAGUUGGAGUGAUCAGUGGAGUGGGGAAUUCUCUAAAGGGAUUCGUUAGCCAAGGUAUUAGCGGUGGGUUCCAAGGUAAUGCUGAACACAACGGAGAAGUGAGUUUUGAAGGGAGUGUUUCCAACUUUCCUGCGAUUCAUGGUUCAAUCCAUGGGAACUUUGAAAACCACAUUUCAGGAUCAGGAUCGGUGGAGGGAAGUGCUGAGAGAAUGCUGCCAAAACGUAAAGUUCUUGCAGAAGCAAGAUCUGCUGUACAUUCUGUGAAGAGAGAUUAG